Molecule: messenger RNA, 2750 nt
Organism: Setaria italica (foxtail millet)
Lineage: Eukaryota; Viridiplantae; Streptophyta; Magnoliopsida; Poales; Poaceae
Product: protein MAIN-LIKE 1
Exons: 6
Coding region: 149-2002 (617 amino acids)
Biological process (GO): meristem development; meristem maintenance
Source: RefSeq, a predicted model, not a curated record
CUCUCUUCUCUCUCCCACGGUCGCUUCGUUUCUUCGCCGGUUCCACCUCCUCUCCACCGAGGAAGUGAGAGGGGGUAGGAGGCGCCCAGCCACCGGAGGUCCGGAGGCGAAGGUGCGCGGCGCGCCCUCGGACUCCUCGCUGGACAAAAUGGACCCUGCAUCAGAAGGUUUGUUAGCACAGCAACAGAAGGCAAAUAGUCGAAGACCAGUUGGUAGCUCACAAAUUUGGACAAGGUAUGGUGUUUUGCUUCCAAGCCAGCAGACUCGAAAGCUAAAAGAAUGGGUUCUGACUGAUCAGCAGCAACAGCUUGUUAAUGCUAGUGGUCUUGGACAUCUUGCACUUACCACUGGGUUUACCAUUGAUCGUUCUUUGCUUACAUCCUUUUGUGAGAGAUGGAACAAUGAAACAAAUACUGCACAUUUUAUGGGAUUUGAAAUGGCACCAUCACUUCGUGAUGUUUCAUACAUUCUUGGCAUUCCAGUGACUGGUCAUGUGGUGACUGCAGAGCCAGUUGGUGAUGAAGCUGUGAAGCGAAUGUGCUUGCAUUAUUUAGGGGAGAGCCCUGGAAAUGGAGAGCAAUUAUGUGGCUUAAUUAGGUUGACUUGGUUGUAUAGGAAGUUCAGUCAACUGCCAGAAAAUCCAACCAUUAAUGAGAUCGCAUAUAGCACUCGAGCAUACCUUCUAUACCUGGUUGGUUCCACCUUAUUUCCUGACACCAUGAGGGGAUUUGUAUCCCCGAGAUAUCUACCACUGUUGGCGGAUUUUAGGAAGAUUCGUGAGUAUGCUUGGGGGGCUGCAGCCCUUGCUCAUUUGUACAGGGGAUUGUCUGUUGCAGUAACACCUAAUGCCACAACGCAGUUUCUUGGCAGUGCAACUUUGCUGAUGGCCUGGAUUUACGAGUACCUUCCUAUAACUCAACCACAACAGAAGAACCAGAGCACCUUGCUGCCCCGUGCUUGCCGGUGGAACUUUGGAGGAGCAACACGUGGGCAAAGAAAAAAAGUUAUGGAGUGGAGAAAAGUUUUCGAGCAGCUUCAGUUAUCUGAGGUCAAUUGGAACCCUUACAAGGACAUGAAUCCAGCAAUUGUUCCAGAAUAUUGCAUUGCUGCAGAUAACAUCUGCUACUCCCGGACUUGGCUGAUCAGCUUUAACAUAAAGGAGGUGUAUGUUCCUGACAGGUUUGCUAGGCAGUUUGGAAGGGAACAGGGUCGCCUCCAUGGCGUGCCAAUGUGGGCAAGAAGAACUUGGAGCAAGUGGAAAGACUGGAGGGUUGAGUAUGCUCGUGAGAUUGAGGAGUUCCAUCAAUUGGUUGGCUGCCGUUUCACCCCUUCAGCAGAAACCAAUAUCAACUCCCUACCACCAGAUGAGCCUGUAGCUGGACAGAAUGCUACUGGAUGUAAUCGGAAUACCUCUCAUGACAUUUCUUCAAUGGUUGAAGAUUUGAAGAAUGAUCUCCCAGUAAUUGAUCGAUAUCUUGAGGGACACUUACUUCCUGCAGAGGUUGCAAGCUUCUUAGAGAGGGUGGGCACAAUGAUCAAGAACUACUCCCCACCACAAGGCAAUCGGAGGAAACAUCAAGCAGCUCAGGGGCAAACUGGCCCUGUCAGGUCAAAGAACCCAAGGAAAAGGGGGAAACCUUCACUCUUUCAGGAUCCAUCGAACCCUCAUCAGUAUCCAGGUGCGCUAGUCCCAUAUCAGGCAAGCAAGUGUGACACGGUGUUUGAUGGCACCGUUCCUCUACUAAAUGGGGGUGAGGAGUUCAAAGAACACGAGGCCAUGGAGCCAUGGCAAAUCUCCCAUUUGACAAUGACCCCUUCGUCCUCAUCUCUAGAUUCAAGCUCACCAGAAUCAAUGAAGCAGGGUCAGCAAGAUGGGGAUGAAACUCAAAUUCCAAGGGACACAGAUGACCUCCGAAGGAGUGGAAGGCUAUGCGUGCAGCUGAAAAUGUUCAAGCACAGGGAUGGAGUGGAUGUCGAGGCAGCUAAUCCAAUUUUCCUCUGAUGAAGACUACCAUCUCUUGGCCUUCUUAUUGUACAAAGUAGUGAGAAAACUUGGAUAGUUUGCUGCGCUUCUGAGUGCUGACAGUUAGCUGGUCUUUUAGGUUUCUUGGUGUUCCUGACAGUUAGCCUGGACGAUGACCUCCCUAGUUUAUCUGCAGCUGUACAAAUUUGGUUCCAGAUGAUGAUGAUGCUAAGCUUGAGUGCGCCUGUUUCGCAAGCAUGGUCAAUUCUUGAAUCUUGACUGCUGAUUGCUGAAUCAAAGCUGGCUAGCACGUUUGUGGUGUCAUAGCAUAAGCAGUGUUUUCGAGCUGGUUAGGUAUUGUGCGCUUUGGUAUUUACUUAUGCUGGUAAUCAGGAACAUUCCAUCUGAUUCAGUUGCCAUUUCGCAUCGUGUGAUUGGUUGGAAGCACCAGCACCGCCCCAUGGCCCAACCCUUUGAUGCAAGAACCACAUGUUUGGAUUCCCAAUCUUUCGUUCUAACCGGCGAUCAACGCAAGAUUCACAUGUUAGAUUAUCGACGGCGCCGUUUGUCUGUACACACUACCUUCUAUACAAGGCUCCAUCAGUAUUAUUAAGGGUGUAUCUCUCAUUACAGUGGAUCGGGUGUUCUCUUGAUUUAGACACCGCUUGGAUGCUUAAUUCCCCUAAAUUUUUGCCAUGUGUUAGAGAAAGAUCGAGAAGGUGGGCUAAAUUGUGCUUUUUUAUUAGUGAGGCUAAUGGGAUAAGAAUGAGGAUACUUUUUCUGUGAA